Messenger RNA from Abrus precatorius (Indian licorice), 2305 nucleotides. RefSeq names its product probable E3 ubiquitin-protein ligase RHC1A. NCBI's taxonomy places the organism in Eukaryota, Viridiplantae, Streptophyta, Magnoliopsida, Fabales, Fabaceae. The record is from RefSeq and is a predicted model, not a curated record. The transcript has 2 exons. Gene Ontology annotation, biological process: protein ubiquitination. Gene Ontology annotation, molecular function: ubiquitin protein ligase activity. Bases 1219 to 2142 code for a protein of 307 amino acids. Gene Ontology annotation, cellular component: cytoplasm.
AUGAAUUUUGAAUAUGUCUCCCUCUCCUUGAAUUUCUUUUUUAUUAUUAUUGUUAUUAUUAUGUGGAUUUUAUGCAAUUCAAUAUGAUGUUUGGAUAAUGGGUUUUUAUUUAAAUGACACCCCAUUUGAAAGUUACGUGCUUUGAUAACAACAAGGUGUGAUUUUUGUGGGAUUUCAAUUUUCAGUUUGGAUUUGUUGUGCUGCUUUCUCUCUCUUCUGUUUCUGUCUCUGCGGUGGUGUGAUUGAGGAUAAGUUCUAUUUCUGUGGUUGAACUUGAAGCUACCUAUUUCUUGCAUGAAUUUUUUUGUCCUCUCUAAUGUAUUUGUAGUGAUUGAAUUUAUUGUUUAAGGGUAAAUUUUAAUAUAAUUUCAAUUUGCAUGUGUGAAUUUAUGGAGCUUUGUUUCCGUUCUGUAAUUGUUGGACUUGACCUGUUCUUUGUUGUUAUGAUGGAAGGAAGUAUUCUUUUUAUCUGAUAAUAAUAACAAUACAUUCAUAACUGAAUAAAUUCGAAAUCCAUUUGAAAAUUUUUGUUUUGGGUGAUUAUAGUUGUGGUAUUUUGCAUCUGGGUAGGCUGGUUUACUCAAUGAUUCUGAAUUGUUUACGUUUUAUUAUCUGUAAUUAGUGUCAAAUUUGUUGUAAUUCCUCAAGAUUUAAUUCGAGAGAGUUGACUAUAAGCUAGAAGCUCCAGAGUUCCUGUGUUCAUUGUAAGACUUCAUUUAUAAUUUCCUUUUUACUGUGGCGGUUAUUUUCUUGUUUGAAAUAUGUUGUCAUAACCAUGAAAUUCAAUCUAAAGCUUUCUUUAUACUUUAAUUGAAGGGUAAAAUACUAAAAUAUCUCUCGUUUGUAUGCCUUGGUCACAUUGUUUUCUUUGAAUCAACUUUUAUGGCAACCAAAAAUCACUUUUUGAGGUUGAGAAUAACAUGAUGAAACUACCUGAUCUGACGACAAGGUAGUGGCUGGAGUUAGAGAGAAUGUUCUUUAUUUUACUUUGAAACCAAACUUAGGUACAAUUCUCUAGGUACUUUUGGUGUUGUUUUCCAAACAAAAUUUGAGUUUCAUGUGGGUGAAAAAGGUUGACAUUUAUUGUUAUCGUAGGUUCCUGAGGUGAAAUCUAAUUUUGAAUGGAAAUUAGCAGCAAAAUUACCUAAAUAAUUGCACAAGCAAAGUGAACUUUUGGUGCAUCAUUUUCAAUUUAAAAUUUCUAGUGAAAGAGAAAGGAUGUCAAGUGGAGCAACAUACUGGUGCUAUACAUGCAGGCAACCAAUCUGGCUUGGGGGAAGUGAUGCCACAUGCCCUUACUGCAAUGGAGGCUUUGUGGAAGAAUUUAAUGAGAUACAACGAGUUGCAACCCGACGCGGUUUUUCAUCACAGCCAGAAGAUUUUGUUCCAAUGCCUGACAUAGUUGAUGCUAUACAAGCUGUUAUGGAACAAAGAGGCUCUGAACCAAGAGUUGGACUUAGAGAUGCUGUUGAAAAUUUCAUGAGGCAAAGAAUGGCUGGAAGAUACUCAAACUUUGAUGUUAGAAGGAGGUCUGGUUCUAACUCAGUUCCUGAACAGAAUUGGGAUGUUUAUAGUUCAGGUCCUUAUUUGAUAGUUCAUGGUCAAGGUGGUCAAGCUCCAGGGUUCACCUUGUCUAAUAGCCACUCAAGGGGCGGUCCUAGGCAUGCUGAUUUUGGCAACUACUUUAUGGGGACUGCUGGACUGGAAGGACUCCUUGAACAACUCACUACAAAUGAUCGGCUUGGCCCGCCGCCUGCAUCGCGUUCUUCAAUUGAUGCAAUGCCAACUAUUAAGAUCACACAAGCACAUCUUCGCUCUGAUUCACACUGUCCAGUUUGUAAAGAAAAAUUUGAACUGGGUUCUGAGGCCAGGAAGAUGCCAUGUAACCAUAUUUACCAUUCAGACUGUAUUAUUCCAUGGUUAGUUCAGCAUAACUCAUGUCCUGUUUGCCGUGUUGAGCUGCCUCCUCAAGGUCGUCGUGCUAGUUCUCGGGGUAUUCGAAUUUGGGGUGGAAGGAAUGCCAAUAGUGGUGGUGACAGCAGUGAUAUCUCCAGCGGAAGGGAGAAUAGCCAGGUGAACAAUGGAAGUAGAAAUAUACUAUCAUCUUUCUGGCCAUUUGGUUCUUCAAGUUCUAAUACUUAAUCCCUGUGCUAAAGGUUUUAUUUCUUCUCCUGCAUAAGUGUAAUUGGUUGUGAAAUAAUGCUUGUAAUUUCAAUGACAAGAAAAAAGUUUCUGAAAUUUGUACCUUGAAUUUGAUCUUUAGAUCAUAGAUGUUUGUGAAAGUGUUUUGUAAAUACAAUUUUCU